AUGGUCCGUCUGAGGGAAAUCCCAAGGACGGCCACCUUCGCCUGGUCUCCUGGGGCUGCAUCACCAUUGAUCGCCACUGGAACCCGCGCUGGUGCCGUUGAUGCCGAUUUCUCGAACAAGACAUGCCUGGAGCUGUGGGACCUCAGUCUUGAUCGCCAGGAUGCAAGUGAAGAGCUGCAGCCGGUAGCUAAGAUUGACACCGAUACUGGAUUCAACGACCUGGCCUGGACCGAGCUUGACGAUACGAAGCGGGGCGUUAUUGCGGGUGGUUUGGAAAAUGGCUCACUGGAUCUAUGGAACGCUGAUAAGCUGCUCGCUGGAGCUAGCGAUCCGCUGAUGUCCCGAACCACGAAACAUUCCGGCGCCAUUAAGGCUCUCCAAUUCAAUCCCAAACACUCGAACCUCCUGGCGACUGGUGGUGCGAAGGGCGAGCUCUUCAUCGCGGACCUCAACAACGUUGAGAAUCCAUUUCGAUUGGGCACUACGGCAGCUCGCACAGACGACAUCGAGUGCUUAGACUGGAACAAGAAAGUCGCACACAUCCUAGUGACUGGUAGUAGCGCCGGCUUCGUCACAGUAUGGGAUGUCAAGACGAAGAAAGAGAGCCUGACACUUAACAACAUGGGUCGCAAGGCUGUCAGUGCUGUUGCUUGGGACCCCGAGAAGCCUACCAAGCUGAUCACCGCUACCCCUCUCGAAUCAGACCCCAUGAUUUACGUUUGGGAUUUGCGAAAUUCGCAUGCCCCAGAACGAACUCUCAAGGGACACGAGUCCGGUGUGCUUUCACUUUCCUGGUGCGCUCAUGAUCCCGAUCUCCUGCUCUCCUCCGGCAAAGACAACCGCAACAUUUGCUGGAACCCUCAGAUUGGCCAGCCCUAUGGCGAGUUCCCAGUUGUCACCAACUGGACCUUCCAGACUCGCUGGAACCCACACAACCCCAAUUUCUUUGCUACGGCAUCUUUCGAUGGCAAGAUCUCGAUCCAAACCCUGCAGAACACUAAGACCGAUGACGCACAGGCCAUCGCGGAUCACAACCAGGCACUUGACGGUGAAGACUUCUUUGCGAAAGCCCAGACACAGCCGCAAGUCUCCAAGUUCUCCCUCCCAAAGCCCCCUCGCUGGCUCGAGCGGCCCUGCGGUGUGUCUUUUGGCUUUGGUGGCCGUGUUGUUUCUGUUGGUCUCGCUGAAAAGGGUGGCCGCGCGUCUAAGGUCAGGAUCACUCCUUUCGAAGUUGAUGAGAGCGUCGGAAAUGCAACUGAGGAUUUCGAGACUGCUUUGAAGGAGGGUGAUUUGCGCAACCUUUGCGAGACCCGAGCUGCUGGCGCUUCUAGCGAAGAGGAGAAGGCUGACUGGAAGGUGAUCCAAGCUCUGCUCUCCAACAACCCUCGUAAGGGUUUGGUAGAGUACCUUGGCUUCCAGGAUCAGGCUGAUGAAGCUGCUGACAGUCUGGCAAAGCUUGGCCUAGACAAGAAGGAAGUCUCUUCGGAAGAGGCUAGUGGAGAGGUUGAGAAGCCGAAGUCAUCCGCAAAGAAGCACAAGCGGCUUCAAUCUAUGUUUGAUGCAACUCCUGAUAGCGAUAACUUCAUGUCCGAGCUGGCUGCAUCCAAGGGGGCUCAGACCAACAACCCCUUCCAAAUUUUCAAUGGCUCGGAAAGCGAGGCGGAGCAAAAGAUCACCCGCUCUUUGCUUCUUGGUGAAUUUGAGAAGGCUCUCGAUGUUGCUCUUCAAGAGGACAGAUUGUCGGAUGCAUUCAUGAUCGCCAUUUGCGGUGGCCAGAAAUGCAUUGAGAAGGCCCAGGAGUACUACUUCUCUAAGCAAGAUGGCGGUCCUAACUAUAUGCGCUUGCUCGCGUCCAUUGUGGGCAAGAACCUGUGGGAUGUUGUCCACAACGCGGAGCUUUCCAACUGGAAAGAGGUUAUGGCUGCUCUGUGCACUUUCGCUGAUGAGAAAGAGUUCCCUGACCUCUGCGAUGCUCUGGGUGAUCGUCUUGAAGAACUGGUUCGUGGUACUCAGGACAAGACUGCUCGCAAGGACGCAUCAUUCUGCUACCUGGCCGGCUCUAAGCUGGAGAAGGUCGUUGCUAUCUGGGUGGAAGAGCUUCGCGAGAACGAGCAAAGAGGCAUUGAAACCGAUGCUGACAACUCCACCUUCUCCAUCCAUGUCCGUGCCUUGCAGGGCCUGAUUGAGAAGGUCACCAUUUUCCGCCAGGUGACCAAAUUCCAGGAUACGGAGCGCACUAAGGAUUCCGACUGGCGUCUCAGCACAUUGUACGAGAAAUAUAUCGAGUACGCGGAUGUUGUCGCCACUCACGGUCGUCUCCAAAUUGCCCAGAAGUACCUUGAUCUUGUCCCCGACAAGCAUCCCGAGGCUGAGGUGGCUCGCAACCGCAUCAAGUUUGCUACGAGACAAGCUCCUCAACAGACACAGCCCGCCACCACUGCUCGAGGUGGCUUCAAGCCCUUGCCGCAGCAGCCCACUGCGUAUAUGCCCCAGCAAACAUUUACCCCUAUGGCUGCCACUCCUGCGGUCGGUGCACGGAACUAUACGCCCCCUGUCGGCCCGGCUCCUGCUCCUCCGCAACAGCCAGUGAAUCCGUAUGCCCCUCAAGCAGCCUCGCCGGCUCAGCCUUCCAACCCGUAUGCUGCUAUUCCCAGUGGUGGAGGCUACAAUCCGACUGGAUACCAGUCUACUCAAGGCAUGAGACCAGCGGCCUAUGCCCCGUCGACCCCGUUCACUGGGCAGCCUGCGGCUACUGGCGUACCUCCUCCUCCGCGCGCCUCAAAUCAAUCCCCGGCCAACAAUAUCACAACUUAUACUACGGCCACCGGUCUUCCUGCCUGGAAUGACUUGCCAGAGGGCUUUGCAAAGGCUCCUACCCCCCGACGUGGCACCCCAGCUGCCGCCGCGACAAUUAGCUCGCCAUUCCCUAACCAGUCCCCUCCUCUAGCCCAAGGUCCUCCGUCCCAAGGGCCUCCACCUACUGGUUCCCAGAGAGCUCCCUCUGUCCCUCCUCCCCCCAAGGGUGGAGCGCCUCCUCCGCGUGUGACAUCUCCUCUGACAUCGAGCCUCGCUCCUGGCCCUUCGCCUUCGCCGCCAGUCAACCCAUAUGCCUCCCUUCCUCAAUCUCCGCCUACAGGAGGCAUGGCCCCUCCGGCAUCGAUCCCUCGAGGACCCUCACCUUACAAUGCUCCGCCCAGCAUGGCGCCGCCAACUAACCGGUAUGCGCCAAGCCCGGCUGCCCAGGGCGCAAGCCCUCAAUUGCAGACGCAUGCCCCGGUUGCUCCUCCGCCACCUGCUGCUGCCUCGCCAUAUGCUCCCCAAGCGCCGCCGGCCUCGGGUCCAAGCCCCUAUACGCGCAGCUCUGCCGCCGCUGCCGUCCCGCCGCCGCCUAUGGCAGGCCAUGUCCCUCCUCCUCCCAUGGCAUCCCAGGCUGCGCCCCCGCCCCAGGGGUCUCGCCCUGGAACGGCCCAGUCCCAAAGAGCUGCUCCUCCUUCUACCCCUAAGUACCCACCCGGCGACCGCUCCCACAUCCCUCCUAGUGCAAUGCCCGUUUACGAGAUUCUCUCUGCAGACAUGCAGCGUGUCAAGGCUCGGGCGCCCUCUUCCUUCAAGGCGCAGGUCGACGACGCCGAGCGUCGUUUGAGCAUUCUUUUCGAUCACUUGAACAAUGAAGAUUUGCUCAAGCCGAACACCGUGGAAGACAUGGCGAACCUCGCUCGCGCUAUUCAGGGCCGUGACUACGAGACUGCACGUGCCGUCCACGUUGAUAUCAUGACCAACCGAACUGAUGAGUGCGGUAAUUGGAUGGUCGGUGUCAAGCGUCUGAUUAGCAUGAGUAAGGCUACCCCUUGA
Messenger RNA from Penicillium argentinense, 3852 nucleotides. It is a transcript of the gene sec31, whose product is annotated as putative protein transport protein (SEC31). The record is from RefSeq and is a predicted model, not a curated record. Gene Ontology annotation, molecular function: structural molecule activity; protein binding. The transcript has 7 exons. Lineage: Eukaryota; Fungi; Ascomycota; Eurotiomycetes; Eurotiales; Aspergillaceae. Gene Ontology annotation, cellular component: COPII vesicle coat; endoplasmic reticulum exit site. The coding region runs from base 1 to 3852 and encodes 1283 amino acids. Gene Ontology annotation, biological process: intracellular protein transport; endoplasmic reticulum organization; COPII-coated vesicle cargo loading.